AUGAACUUCUUCCUUACACUGUUACUCUCAGCUGCAGUGCUUCUUGAUGCUGCUCCUGUCGACACCACCUCGGAGGAGGAAACCCUGAAAGCUGAGGCUACGGGCUACGGUGGAGGAGGUUAUGGAGGGCUAGGUGGUUAUGGUGGUGUUGGAGGCCUCGGGGGAGGAGGCUACAUCACGGAAUUGGUGGUGGAGGUGGAUUUGGUGGCGGAGGUGGACUUGGAGGCGGAUUUGGUAGGCGGAGGUGGUCUUGGAGGCGGAUUUGGUGGCGGAGGAGGCCUUGGAGGUGGAUUUGGUGGCGGAGGUGGACUUGGAGGCGGAUUUGGUGGCGGAGGAGGCCUUGGAGGUGGAUUUGGUGGCGGAGGGGGUAAUGGAGUGCCAGUAACUGUACUGGGAGGAAUUGGUGGUGGAGGUGGUCUUGGAGGUGGAUUUGGUGGUGGAGGUGGCCUUGGAGGUGGAUUUGGUGGUGGAGGUGGCCUUGGUGGUGGAUUUGGUGGCGGAGGUGGUCUUGGAGGUGGAUUUGGUGGUGGAGGUGGUCUUGGAGGCGGAUUUGGUGGCGGAGGAGGCCUUGGAGGUGGAUUUGGUGGCGGAGGGGGUAAUGUCCUGGCUCUUCUCGUCUCACCACUCCAACUAACUACAGGAGGUGGAUAUGGAGGAGGAGUGGGUGGUGGAUUAGGAGGUGGAGUGGGUGGCGGAUUUGGAGGAGGAUUAGGAGGAGGAGUGGGUGGCGGAUUAGGAGGUGGAGUUUUGGGUGGUGGACUUGGGUACGGUAGAGGUAGACACGGAGGCUAUAUAUGGAAUGAUUAG
Limulus polyphemus (Atlantic horseshoe crab) is the source of this 807-nucleotide messenger RNA. RefSeq names its product glycine-rich protein 5-like. The transcript has 3 exons. The annotation marks the transcript as partial. Lineage: Eukaryota; Metazoa; Arthropoda; Merostomata; Xiphosura; Limulidae. The record is from RefSeq and is a predicted model, not a curated record.